Amblyraja radiata (thorny skate) is the source of this 2543-nucleotide messenger RNA. RefSeq names its product fibronectin type III domain containing 4a (gene fndc4a). The transcript is spliced from 6 exons. The record is from RefSeq and is a predicted model, not a curated record. Gene Ontology annotation, cellular component: extracellular region; plasma membrane. Bases 529 to 1194 code for a protein of 221 amino acids. Lineage: Eukaryota; Metazoa; Chordata; Chondrichthyes; Rajiformes; Rajidae. Gene Ontology annotation, molecular function: protein binding.
GGGCGGGCUUAUCCGACCCCCGUCUUUUCCCUCACGUUACGGAGGAAGUUUCAGUUCUCGCUGAGGAGACGGGCUUAUCUUUAUUACCUCUCUCGAAGCGGAAAAGGGUCGUCUUUUUAUUCCCGAACGACAAGGCGAGAGAUCCCUCGCAGUGCGCCCGCUCCCACGUGAAUGAGUCGGCCUGCGUUGAGCGACCCCCCCGCCCGCCGCCGCUCUCUGGAUCCGCCGCCCAGCACCAUGUCAUUUGUGAAUGGUGAGACCUGAUCGCAGAGAGGUAGUUUUUCCCCUCUCUCUACCCCCUGAACGUCUCCCAUCCUGGCGAACUUUCCACCCAACCUCGACUGCCGUGCGCCCACCCCGAGCCCAGGGAUUGAGAACCUGUCAUCGGACUCAAUGGGAGACAGCAAGAGAAUUAUUUAUCGUCUUCUCUCUCCCGAGAUCUGCUCGUAGACCCCGCGCUAGGAUUGUUUUCAUGUGUCGCUUGGAGCCGUUGGACAAAUCGUGUGUAUUUUACUGGGACUAUUCGGGAUGGCACAUUUCCCUUUGUACUUGAACUCCGCAAUGCUGGUGUUGUUCAGCUGUGAAUUCCGCCUGGUGACAGCAACUGACAGACCACCAGCUCCUGUCAAUGUCACGGUCAGUCACCUGAAGGCCAACUCAGCCAGUGUGUCCUGGGAUGUUCCUGAAGGAGAUGUUAUCAUUGGUUAUGCAAUAUCACAACUGCGAAAAGAUGGUCAGAUGCAAAGAUCAAUCCGUGAAGUGAAUACAACAAACCGAGCCUGUGUGCUUUGGGACUUAGAGGAAGACACGGAAUAUGUAAUCCAAGUUCAAUCGAUUGGUCUGAAUGGGGAAAGUCGUGCCAGCAAGCGUGUCCAAUUCAGAACUCUAAAAGAAACUGAUUGGGUGCCAUCAAAUAGCUCGAACAAAGAUGAUCCGACAGUGCAGGAAAUGAAUAGGAACAUGCCAUUACAGACGGGAGAAAUGAUCAUCAUUGUGACCGUUCUGAUUAUGUGGGCAGCUGUCAUCGCGCUCUUCUGCAGACAAUAUGACAUCAUUAAAGACAAUGACUCAAACAACAACAAGGAAAAGGCCAAGCCCUCAUCAGAACACAGCACCCCAGAGCGUCCAACAGGUGGAUUACUGCGCAGUAAGUUCCAAAAUAACACACCAGCCAUUAACAUCAUUGAAGUUUGACUGCUACACGAUUGCACUGUAGAUGGAGCAACAGCACAGCUGACUGAAGGAACGUUGACUAAAUCUUAUUUAUCCAUACUUUGCAUUUUAACACAACUUCUUUAUGCCUGAAAGCAUGUCGUAGCCAAAAGUUUCUUCGCUCAGGGACAUCUGCAUGGGAACUGAAGCCAUGCAUGUUGGAAUACUUCUUCAGUACAAAGGACCAUCAAAGAUGACCUGUGCAGACAUUGUCCAAGGCCCAGUGACUUGCAGUAACAACCUGACUGCAACGUUUGCUCUGCCGGCUUCAGAGCACCCCACUCCUUGAUAAUCCAGAUCCGAUUUGCUGGCCUGCCAAUUCUCAGAUCUAUUCUUUCCUUGUUAAGCAGCAGUGGAUUGCCAGAAAGGUUAGGUUGGGGACACAACAACAGAAAUGGUGAGAUAACACAGCUCCAAUCUGCAGGUGAUUCCCAUACACCCGCUGGAAUGAAAAAGUGAGAGAGUGCUAGCCAGAUAUGGCUGAGGAUAAAUUUCGAGAUUUAAAAAAUGUGCCCAUGUUAUUCGAAUUAAUCAUAUUUUUUUCCAAUCUGUUUCAAGAACUUCAGAUAAGAUUCUUAUGCCAGUCAACACAGAAGAUGUUGUCUCUGGUCAGUAUUGAUAUUAUAUAAAUUUAGAGCUUCUUUUUCAAUUGCUGUAGGAUUCAAUGCAGACACAGAUCCAAACACAUGUACAUGUUACAUGAAGAAUUGAUUCCACCUUACUUACUUUCAUUUAAAUAACAUUUUUAAUUUCUUUAACAUUAAACCCAUUAUGUUGAUUGGUAAUAUUCCCAAAAGAGAGAUUAACCACAAAAGAGAAACAGAUCUCUCUUAAUUAAUGGAGUAGGGCUUUCAUUUAUACUAUGGUUAGCAAUUGAUAUUACUGUAUUAAUUACAAUGUAACAUUCUGUGUAAUAAUAUGAUUGUAAUUAGAAAUAGUAGAAUUGACUGAGAAAAAUGUUACCAAUUUCUGAAUUUUCGAAGAAUUUGCUGCUUUAAAUUUAAAGAGGAAAUCUACUGUUCUGUUCAAAUGUUUCUCUAUGGAAGUGGAUUUAUUUUAAUUUUGAUUGCAGAGCCAAAGACAGCAGCAUCCUUUGCAAGGGAUGAAAUGCCUGAUAAUGAGAAUUGUUUUAUAUGCCAUGCCUGUGGAAUAAUGGAAAGCGGUAUGAAUGGAAUAGUAUUUCAAAGUGAUAUUACUUUUCUAAAUGUUAACAAUUACAAUGAAUUAAUAUGCAAGCUAAACAAAGUAUUUCUUUGGCCUCUUAUUUCCUUUUGUCGUUUACCUACAACUGUACUGUUCUGUGAUAAAGAGGAAUAUUGAGACAGUGUUAA